Molecule: messenger RNA, 516 nt
Organism: Quercus lobata
Lineage: Eukaryota; Viridiplantae; Streptophyta; Magnoliopsida; Fagales; Fagaceae
Exons: 1
Coding region: 1-516 (171 amino acids)
Source: RefSeq, a predicted model, not a curated record
AUGCUGAAGGUAGACGAGGCAGAUGAUAAGGAACAGCUCACAACCUUCAAGGUAGGUUUGAAGUCCAGAAAUUUCGUGGCUUCCUUGGCCAAAAAUCCCCCCAAGACGAUGGCAGAGGUGUUAUUGAAAGCACAGAAGUAUAUGAACACCGAAAAAGCUCUGGCAGCCAUUGACGGAGCAGAAAAGAGCAAAGAAAAGAAGAAGAAGAAGGAGGAUGAUCGAAGAGGGCAAAAGAGAGAUAGAGCAGAUCAACGUAAUGAUGAAGGGAAUAGACGGAAGGAGGAAAAAAACCCUCGUCCAGUGAAGCUCACAUCGUUAGUGGUGCCUGUCGACCAAAUUCUGACCGAAAUAAGAGACGAACCUUCUCUUAAAUGGCCAAGGCCACUCCAUUCAUCACCAAAUUUACACGACAAGAGGAAAUACUGUCGUUUUCACAAGGAUCAUGGGCACUACACAGAGGAUUGUAGAGAUCUGAAGGAGCAGAUUGAAGAACUCAUAUGGAAAGGAAAACUAUAA